CUGCGCCGCCCGGCCCUCGUGGUCAUCGCUGACCAGCAGGAUGACGUGAUUCCAGCUGUAGACGCGCAUCAUCUCGAACCAGACGCUCGACUGGUGGGAGUAGGGCGGCACGGUGCGCAGGAAGCUCAGAUGAGCAAACUGGUGCCCAGCGGGUGAAGGAGGCCGUGUCCAGAGGGCACAGGAAUGAGACCCCCACUCCUCAGGGCCAAAGGUCACUCGGGAGCCUCCCUGUCGAGAGGACACUCAGGCAGCCCUGGGCAAGGCCCAGGUGCCAGGGAACGCCAGCCACAGAGGGACCCAUGUGGGAAACCUCAGAGCCUCCAUCCACGGGGAGCCUUCAGAGGCGGCAGCCCUGGCUGAUGUCUUCACUGCGUCCUCAGAGAGACCUAGGGUGGAACCACUCUGCCAAGCUGCACUGAGAGAUAAUAGGGGUUUAUCAUCGUUUUAAGCACCGAGUUUUGGGGUAAGCUGUUAUGCAGCAGUGGAAAACUAACUCCAAUGCAGGGUGCUGCUCUAGGGAAUGCCUCCCUGAAAAGAUGUGAGAAAAUAUCUGAAUGGAAUGAGUGAGGACACAUGCUGUGACCUUUCCGGACGUUGGCCGUGGGUCUGUGCUGCAGCCUGAGCCAUUGGCCUGGGGCCGAGAUGCUUCAAAGCAUUAUUAAAAAUGUGUGGGUCCCCAUGAAACCCUGCUAUACCCAAGUGUACCAGGAGAUCUGGAUCGGAAUGGGCUUGAUGGGCUUCAUUGUUUAUAAAAUCAGGAGCGCAGAUAAAAGAAGUAAAGCUCUGAAAGCUCCCGCACCUGCUCGUGGUCUCACUAACCAGCCUCACUUGGGUGCACACGGGAGGGGACGUCCGUCUGCCUGUAGAUAUCAGCAAGCUGUGUUAGACGGGAACAUGGAACAUCCCUGUACACUUGUGUAAGUGCCGUCUACUUUGGCAUGAAUAAAUGUGUCGUGAGAUGUACCACA
Messenger RNA from Lemur catta (Ring-tailed lemur), 968 nucleotides. RefSeq names its product ATP synthase subunit ATP5MJ, mitochondrial-like. The transcript is spliced from 3 exons. Bases 643 to 921 code for a protein of 92 amino acids. Gene Ontology annotation, cellular component: mitochondrion. NCBI's taxonomy places the organism in Eukaryota, Metazoa, Chordata, Mammalia, Primates, Lemuridae. The record is from RefSeq and is a predicted model, not a curated record.